UUUUAGUCACUGUAUUUAGUCAUUAGUAUUUUUUUGUUCAACCUACAGUACUACCCCACAUCACCCCUUUCGAAUUUGAGGGUGAGGCCAACACCGGCGACAGUGUCCAACUGACGUGUUACGUAAGCAAGGGCGACUUCCCUUUAUCUAUUAAAUGGCGGCUGAACGGCAAAGAAAUCGAAAACUCGUGGGGCAUCGCCAUGAUCCCAAUCGGUACUAGAACCAGCCUCUUAACAAUAAACGCAGUACAACCGGAACACGCAGGUGUCUACACGUGCGUCGCCACUAAUAGGGGCGGCAAGGCGUCCCACUCCGCAGAGCUACUCAUCAACGUACUACCACACAUCACCCCGUUCGAGUUCGAGGGAGAGGUGAACACGGGCGACAGCGUCCAGUUGAAUUGUUACGUGAGCAAGGGCGACCUACCCUUGAACAUAACUUGGAUGCUGAACGGGAAGCCGAUCGAAACGUCCUGGGGCAUCAGCAUGAUACCCAUCGGUACCAAGACCAAUCUGCUCACCAUUAACUCGGUGCAACCGGAACACGCCGGCGUUUAUAAUUGUGUAGCUUCGAAUAAAGGGGGAACUAGUACACAGCAAGCUGAAUUGUUUAUUAAUGGUACUUAAUUUUUUAUUAUUAGUUAUCCUUGCUUCACAGUCUCCCC
Aethina tumida (small hive beetle) is the source of this 664-nucleotide messenger RNA. Its product is annotated as Down syndrome cell adhesion molecule-like protein Dscam2. The record is from RefSeq and is a predicted model, not a curated record. Gene Ontology annotation, biological process: homophilic cell-cell adhesion; dendrite self-avoidance; axon guidance. Lineage: Eukaryota; Metazoa; Arthropoda; Insecta; Coleoptera; Nitidulidae. Gene Ontology annotation, cellular component: axon; plasma membrane. The transcript is spliced from 2 exons. Gene Ontology annotation, molecular function: cell-cell adhesion mediator activity. Bases 201 to 626 code for a protein of 141 amino acids.